Molecule: messenger RNA, 1789 nt
Organism: Pecten maximus
Lineage: Eukaryota; Metazoa; Mollusca; Bivalvia; Pectinida; Pectinidae
Exons: 2
Coding region: 173-751 (192 amino acids)
Source: RefSeq, a predicted model, not a curated record
CCAUAUCUUGAAAGCCGUUGACACAUGAUCGUAACGACGCCAAUGCUCCCGAUCUCGACCAAUUGGCGAAAAUCUUUUGCACGCAACAUAUAGCUUACAUUUGGCCACUAGCGCGCUUACCAUAACUAACGACGAUCAAAGGCAGGUGAACACUCGUACAAGCGAACACAACAUGAGGUCGGUGUCUCUUAGCGUGUUGCUUCUACUCUUUGGAGUGGUUUGCUGUGUUGAAGGUCGUGGCUACUUGAGUAAGAGACCACGUCCACAAAUAGAUCUGCCUGAAAAGGGGGUGUCAAAAGCUACCCAGAUGGCUAAGCCUGAGAAGACAUCCAUAAACCGUCCAGCUAGUUCUCGAUCAUCGAGAUGCCCGCGACCUCGAUGUACCUUUGGUCGCAUCCCAGACGCCUGUCGACAGGAAACGUUUUUCACAACAAAAGCCGGUAGACGGUGUAAAGGAUGCGAUAUUGACAUUUGCCCAGACGGAAAUUUUGAUACCGGAAGUACUUCUUUCACUGAUCAGAUAUCUGCCGGAAGUGAUCUUUUCCGUGAUUCCGUUUCAAGAAGUCGACAGGCUGAAAGGAGACAACCGCCCAGAAGAGUUCAAGAUGAUUUUCGCAACAAUGAACUUUUUGAUAAUCAGAGUACACGCAGAGGAUCAAGAAGGCAAUCUAGUGGACAGUCAACGUUUUUGCGAAGCAAUCGUAAUCGUAUUCCAGUGACAGAUAACAGCUGGGCAUCUCCAGGUUUCUAAAUAAUGUAACAUUUAGACUGCAAAUAAUUCAUUGAUAUCAAGUUCAAAUGAACCAUACUAAGAUCUGUGUUUUAAAUUAGAUUUCAUAAUACUUAGAUAGUAGGUAUUGGUAUUUUUAUGAUAUCAUAUACGCGUCGUCUGAAUUUAUAGCGUAUCGCGUUAUAACAAGAUAGAUGAGUUGUUUUAGCAAGAAAGAUAAUUGUAAUAACAAAUAGAUUUCUUGCAUGGUAAUAAUGAGUAAUAGAAUCUUCCCCUACCUUGGGGUUGUAACAGAGAAAUGUCAAACCAAAUAAGUAAUAUUCUCUUUUUCUAUAUCUCUGCAAAGCCUCGGGUUAUACAAUCAGGAAUAUCAACCGGAGACGUGUGCUCAAGAUAGGGGGUUGUUAUUUUCCUCUCAUCAUACUAUUUUAUUUAUUCAGGUCCAGUUGUUCAAAUAUUUUUAAAGUAUUGCAAUGUAACGCAUCAUUGAUAUGACAUCAUUAUAUUGGUGCCGCGAAGUCCUUGUAUCAUUGGCAGCACGUUAUAUGGUAUACCAUGUGGAUUGACUGAAGAAAAGAAAUCACACCGUUGCUAGUUACCGAGAAAUAUUGAGCAAAUAAAACGAGGAACAAAUGUGUGAAUGAUAGGAUAGAUAGUUAUCUCGUCAUAACGAGAUCAGAAGAAAAAACAUCUAGAAGAAGCAUGUGCUUUGUUUGGUUUCUUCGUUGGGCAUACGGAGGCACUACAACUCCACAGCUGAGACCUCUUUGGCAUCUACUUUAAAAGUAAAGUACUAUGAAAUUAUUUGAACGCUUAUGACAAUAAAACGUAUAGCGCACACUGCAGCCAAUGUAAAAAUAUUUACUGUACCGAGGAAAUGAAGUCAACAGUACUGUAAACGAUCCUCAUACUACAAGACGCAAUUAGAAAAUCGAUGAGACAUCGAACCAAAAAGAAAAUGACCUGUAGUAAAUUUAUAAUGAAUGGAAAUUUUCGAAGAUUAAAAUUGAACGGAAAAGGUAGGUGAAUGGAAGGAAAAAUAAACUUCCGAAAUCGUUA